Messenger RNA from Penicillium alfredii, 2586 nucleotides. RefSeq lists its product as uncharacterized. The record is from RefSeq and is a predicted model, not a curated record. Gene Ontology annotation, cellular component: fungal-type vacuole membrane. The transcript is spliced from 5 exons. Lineage: Eukaryota; Fungi; Ascomycota; Eurotiomycetes; Eurotiales; Aspergillaceae. Bases 1 to 2586 code for a protein of 861 amino acids.
AUGGCUGACGAGGCGAAUCGGCCCCUGCUGGGUGGGGAGUCCAGAUCGUCUUCUCCUGACCCAUCUCGAGGAUCUCGUCAUAGUCGCCCUACGCCACCCUUCGAAUUAUCGUCCGAAUCUACUCCUCUUCUUCAUCGUCGUGAUGAUGACCUGGCAAACUAUGGUACACAAACAAGGGGAUCUCGAUCACCAUCUACUGCAUCGGAAAAUGCCUCGCCGGAUCGAGGCUCCACUAAGACCAGCCGAGUCCGAUGGCCGACGUUGGUUGCACUCGCUCUCCUCCUGACAGCCAUCAUGGUGAUUUUGGCCAUCGCUUUUGCUACCCCUGCCGUGGUGAAAGAUUAUACACAGCAAGCCGCCGUUUUCAAGCCAGCGGCACUCUCGAUUGACUCGACAACCCCCAAAGGUGUUCGCGCCAGGGUCCAGGGAGACUUCGUCAUUGACUCGGGCCGCGUGAACAGCAAACCAGUUCGUGAUAUCGGCCGGUUUGUCACUUGGCUUGCCAAGGAUAUUGAAACAGGUCCGUCGGAAGUUGAGGUAUACCUGCCAGAGUACGGCAAUGUUGCGGUUGGCAACGCGACGCUACCGUCUCUGAAAAUGGAUAUUCGCAAUGGCCACCAUAAUCACAUCGACUUAUUGACAGACAUCACAGCGGGUGAUAUUCAUGGAAUUAAAGCGAUUGCUAUGGAUUGGAUAGAGGGGAGGCUGGGCCGCCUCAGUGUCAAGGGCAAGGCAAUCAUGCAUCCCACGUCGGGCUUGAUCGGCCUGGGAACUCAAAUACUAACAGACACCAUAAUAUUCGAAGAAAGCGAUUUUCCAGCUCUACCUGACAUUAGUGUCACCAGGUUGAAUGUGCAUGACACGGAGAAAGAAGGAAUGGCGGUCGAUGUGUCGCUGGCGGCGUGGAUUGACUCCCCUGUUUCUCUUAAAGCUCCGGGUCUUGGGUUUGAGAUCCUCGUACCAAAUUGCUCGCCUGGCGACCCCUACAUUUUGGUUGCCAAUGCGAAGACAGCCGAGGUUCAGAUCCAACCUGGCCAAGCGAGCAAUGUCAGCGUUGGCGGUAUUAUUCGAAAACUACCUGAAGAAUUGACCAGUACUUGUCCUGGAGAAGAAGGCUCUCCUUUGGACUUCCUGGUAUCAAGCUACAUCCAGGGCCGCGAGACGACGAUCUACGUCCGCGGAGCGGACGCACCGUUAUUCAACACUCCGGCGUGGAUAGUGGAUCUUCUGCGCAGAGUCACGGUACCACUUCCAGUCACGGGACAUGCCCUGGACAAUCUCGUGAAAAACUUUACCAUGUCCGACACGCAUUUCUCUCUCCCGGAUCCAUUUGCGGAGCCAGAUACUCCGGAAGCGCAACCCAGAGUGUCCGCUUUGGUCAAAGUCUUGAUCAGAUUGCCCAAGCAGAUGAACUUCAGUGUCGAUGUCCCGCGUGUUCGAGCCACUGCGGAUGUCUUUUAUAAGGAAAAGCGCCUUGGAGUCUUGAAACUCGACAAAUGGCAAAACGCCAACUCGACCCACGUGGAGGACCAUGAUGGCUCGUCGGCACUUCUAGUGGAGUUUGCCAUGAAAGAUGCACCGCUGCAGGUCACGGACAAUGACUUGUUGACGGAAGUCAUUCAAGCGAUGGUGUUUGGUAGCGAAGGAGUGGAGCUGCGGAUCGCUGCCACCGUAGACACGAAGGUCUUAACAGGCUUGGGUCGCUUCGCUGUGCACAGCAUCCCAGCCGAAGGGCAGGUCCGUGUCAAGACUCCGUCCGGCACAUUUGACCAACUGCAUCCCCGGCUUGUGUCUUUGGCACUAGGCAAUACUACUGAAUCCUCAAUAGUUGUGCUUGCUCGACUGAAUUUUACCAAUCCAACUUCGUAUGCGGCGACGGUGCCUUUUGUUGAUCUUCUUGUGCUCCACAACGACACAGCCGUCGCUCAUGUCGUCGCUCGAAAUAUAUCUGUGGUGCCCGGGAACAAUACCGACGUGUCUGUUGACUUUCUAUGGAGUCCACUCAACACCGGUGGAUCUCAUGGCGUGGAAGCUGGAAGAGCACUGCUCUCGGCAUAUGUGUCAGGAUCCAACACAACGGUGACGAUUCGAAGCCACCGGGAAACCAUCCCAGCCCUCCCUGAAUUAGGCGAAGCAUUGUCUCGAAUUUCUCUUGAAAUCCCAGUUCCUCGAUUAUCACUUCCUGGUUCCCCGAAAGAUGACAAAAAAGAUGGCCAGCGCUCUCAUUUCAUCCAAGAUGCAACGCUCUAUCUCUGGUCCUCCACGGCAGAUUUCAUCCUCUCUUCUCCCCUCCCAAAAACCAGCAUCUUCAUCACCACCAUAGACGCAGCCGCCUUCCACGAAAAGGACGAGCCCGUGGGCCGGAUCCACUACAGACUGCCCUUUGAAGUGCCACCGGGUCUCUCGCAAACUCCACGCCUACCAGUCGAUCUAGCUCUUGGAGGGGUCGGGCGUGAGGCUUUACGCAAGGCACUGGGACAAUCCUUGGAACUGGAUGCGGUGGCUAGGGUUGGGGUAAGGAUUCUUAAUUAUGUGGAUGUGGUGCUUUACCGAGGAAAGGGCAUUGCGGCCAAAGUGCGGAUUUAG